Molecule: messenger RNA, 750 nt
Organism: Fusarium pseudograminearum CS3096
Lineage: Eukaryota; Fungi; Ascomycota; Sordariomycetes; Hypocreales; Nectriaceae
Exons: 5
Coding region: 1-750 (249 amino acids)
Biological process (GO): regulation of transcription by RNA polymerase II; chromatin remodeling
Cellular component (GO): NuA4 histone acetyltransferase complex; Swr1 complex
Molecular function (GO): histone binding
Source: RefSeq, a predicted model, not a curated record
AUGGCUCCGCGCACUCGCCCAGCGUCAUCAGGACGAAAACUGAUAUUGAAACCCUCCAAAACUAAAGCUGACCUCUUGAUUCAGCGCAAAGUCAAAGUUGUUACCGAGCAGAAUGUCAUCGACAAGCCGCCAGUUGAUCAGUUCCCUAUGCGAGAAUGGAGCUUGAAGGUUUUCAUGGUCGAUGAGGACGGCAACGAGCGCCCAGCCGAUGUUUUCACCAAGGUUGUCUACAACCUGCACCCCACAUUCGAGAAUCCCGUUCAGAGCUACACUAAACACCCAUUUACGUGUAAGAAUGAGGGUUGGGGCGAGUUCGAAAUCUCGAUCGAUUGCUACACUACGGAGAAAACGAAACUAGCGCCCAUCAUUCACGAUCUCAACUUCCACCAGACCAAGUACGAGCAAACACACACUGUGGUUUUCAAGAACCCCUCCCAGAGUUUGCAGGAGCGCCUGCGCGAAACCGGCCCCCUCCCUACCGAUGACGACCAUCGUCCUAAGAAGAAGGGAAUCGCGACCAAGAAGAGCGCCCAAAAAUACGACUAUGAGAAGAUCGCCGAAUCGCUGGAAAAACUCGAGGAGGAGGAUCUGCUCCGUGUCAUUCAGAUCAUCAACGAGAACAAGGGGCCAGACACCUACAUAAGGAGUGAUGUUGAAGCCGGAGAAUUCUCCAUCGAUCUCUACACUAUGCCAGACAGUCUCACCUCAAAGCUUUGGGAUCACCUUUCCAAGAAGGGUCUUGUCAGCUAG